This is a messenger RNA of Acanthoscelides obtectus, 3701 nucleotides long. The record is from the annotation of a GenBank genome assembly. NCBI's taxonomy places the organism in Eukaryota, Metazoa, Arthropoda, Insecta, Coleoptera, Chrysomelidae.
ACCAGAAAAAUGGUAAAGGAAAAAAACAUUUCUUUUGAUCAGAUCUACUCACUGUUAAAAUAAAUGACUCAACUUCGAAGUCACCCUGUAUAUAUAUAUAUAUAUAUAUAUAUAUAAUCACUACAUCUCAGAGUGAUUCCUAAGCGCAGAAAAGUGUGUUAUAAUGCAUUUUAUGUCUGAUUCUUUUUUAGGUUCUGGAAUUCCCCAAAUAAAAACAAGCCUCCGAGGGGUAUUCAUGAAAGAGGUGUUGACCUUCAAAGUCCUGUUCGUAAAAUGGUUUGGACUAGCAGCUACAUUAGGCAGUGGUGUCCCUUUGGGUAAAGAAGGCCCGCUCAUUCACAUGUCUAGUAUCAUUGUGACCAAGCUCAGCAAAGCAAUUUCCAGCUUCAACAAGAUCUAUGUUAAUGAGAGCAAGAAAAUUGAAAUGUUAGGUGCGGCAUGGGCUGUUGGGGUGGCUUGUACUUUCAACGCACCCAUAGGAGGUGUCCUGUUCAGCGUAGAAAUCACAACAGCUUACUACGCAGUAAGGAACUACUGGAGAGGCUUUUUUGCAGCAGUUUGGGGAGCAACUACCUACAGACUACUUUUAGUAUGGAUAGAUGGGGUGAACACGAUAUCUGUCAUAUUCAAAGCAAAUUUUUUCAUUGACUUUCCAUACGACCCCUGGGAGCUAAUUUCUUUCGGCAUUGUAGGGUUGAUUUGUGGCUUAGGAGGAUCAUUCUAUAUUUGGUGUAAGCAGGUAUUUACACACUGGUCUGGCAACAAUGAAUUAAUCAAGAAAAUAAAAAAGACUAAGUAUGUACCCAUUUGCAACUAUUAUUAACAGAUUGGUGUGACUAGUAAUGAGUAACAAUUGAAUCCUAAUUCUGCUUGUCUUGGUGACUCUGUUUCGCAGUGAGAUAUUAUAUAUCUACUAUUUUACUCUUAACGACAAACAAUCCUUGCACCAGGCAUAGUUACAGGAGCACCCUCUAGCUCCCUCGUAAUUAUCAUCCUUCUCCGGAGUCGCCAUAUUUGAGGUUUCAGUACUUCGAUAUAGUAUUUGUUUUACAACUGACGAAUGAGUAGUAUACUCGGUCGCAUACAUGUACAAUCUCCGGUAUACGACAUCAUCAUUUUUAUUGUUGAUGUAAUGUAGAACCUACCUACCUAAUAUACUGGGUGAAAAAGUCCUAUGAACAUGGGUGCGUAUCCUUCCUUAUCGAGAUAAUAUUUUUUUAUUUUUAGGGUGCUAAUGGUUGGAAAACCACAAUAUUGUUGGAAAAUUACUUUUAUUUAACACAAAAUUACUAGGUAUAAUAAAAAUAACUAUUCAAAAUAGUUGUUCAAAGUGUCCACCUUCACACUGUAAACAUAGUCUAGCCCGUUUAAUAAUGUGACUGGUGGCUUUCCCAAUAACAAGACGAUUACUUCUUAUGUCAUCAGCGACAUCAGUAAUUUUACGGAGCAGGUCAGCUCUGGUAUGCGAUUUCUCUGUAUACACUAAACACUCCAUAUGUCCCCACAAGCAAUAUCCAAGGGAUAUAAAUCGAGCGAGCGCGGUGGCCAAGAAACUGCGCCCCCUUGUCCAAUCCAAUGCCCAGGAAAAGUGUUAUUUAAAUACUCAGUCACAUUUUUACCACUGUGGAGCGGAGCAAUGUCAUGCUGUAACCACAUUGUUGCCUUCUCAGCAGCGGAAUAUCCUCUAACAACACAGGUAGUUCUUCUCGUAAGAAUUGAAGAUAAACUUCAGAUGUCAACCGACCGUCAAACACAAAAGGGCCAACUAAGUGAUCCCCUAACAAACUGCCCCAGACAUUAACAGAAAAAAAGGUGUUGGAAAUUGCGUUCGAUAGUUGCGUGGGGAUUUUCAAGCUGCCAAGAAUGGGAAAUCCUCAAAUGAUUGACGCCGUCUCGAGUAAAAGUAGAUUCGUCGGUGAACAAAAUCUUUUUAACAAGGUUACGAUUUGCGAGGAGCCAGUUACAAAACUGCAUAUGAGGGUCCGGAUCAGUGAGCAGAAGAGCUUGGACAGGUUGCGACAGGUUGCAGAUGAAAUGGGUACAACCAAGGUUAUGUAUUGUUCUCCACACAGUCAUUCGGCUAACACCAGUGCGACGUGAUAUUUUGCGGACGCUGGUUGAUGGUGACCGUUCAACACUAACCAGUAUUGAGUCAUGGGCAGCUUCUGAUGGACGUGUUACAGUGGCAUUUGGAACCGAUCCCGCUGCUUUCACAUGUGCCAAAACUCUUCCAAAUUCCCUUCUGUCAGGUAUUCAUCCAUUUGGAUACCGGCGGCGGUAUUCGUUCACUGAUGCUCUGCCAUUUCCGUUGUAAUAUCCGUAAACAUCAUGUCACCAUAUUCCUCGGUUGUAAAAACAAACAUGACAGUAAUUUUUGCAAAGUUCAAUCAAACCAACACAACUACUCCGUCAACGAACAAACAAACACCAGCGUAUUAAUCGGGCAGUACAACGUGAAUGUGAACUUUAAUUAUUGUAAACAGUUGUUUUCAUACAAACAGUAUUAAAUCUUUUGGCAAGAUGGAAUGUCUCACACCGAUAGGGAAACGAAUAAUGUUUUGCAAAAAAUGUUUUCAGGGCGAUUGAUAACCUGAUUCAGAGAUACCAUCCAGCUCCCGAAUCAUCAUAUUUAACGACUGCAAAAUUCUGUUCAUGAAAUUUAAAAAAAUAGUUUUUGCCAGCAAACCAAGCAAUCUAAAGUAGCCAAAGAGCAACAUUCGGGAAACUAUUCACAAUAUCCCCUUGGAGCAUACCAAACAGUAAUGGAAAACGUAGUCAAAUAUAACUUUCAACUUUCAGUACAAGAUUAAAAUUAAUGAAUUUAUCUAUUUCAUAAAAAAAGAUAUUGGAGAAACGAGUCUAUAUAUUUUCUCUACCCCGUAGCUGUUGUUUGAUGCUUAAUGUUGAUGGAACGUUUUUAAUAAUGAUUAUUCUUUCCCAUAUUAUCCUCGUAGUAUAGAUCACGAUCAACUUGACUUCUAAGCCUCCUCAGGAACCGUUUCUAUACAGGGUGAUUCAGAAAACAAUGUCGAUAUUUCUAGAGCAGAAACUACGUAUAUAUCCAAAAAUGGCAAUACAGCUUUUAUAAACAUAUAUUCCAAAGUAUACCCUUACCAAGAUAUUGUCCAAAUAACGUCAAGUUUUCUGAAUCUCCCUGUUUAAAGCUCUUUAUUUCCGGAUCUGAUUUGAGUUGAACGCUGAGAUUUCGUUCACAAUGGAGCUGGCGUUUAAGUCUGGCUUUAGUGUACUGACGAAAACUCGGAUGACACUCAGCUUAACAUUAGUUUCUUGUCAGGUACAGGGACCAUUCAGAAAUAAUGAUUUACAGUUGUUUCACGCCUUGGCGUGGAAUAAAACAAUUGUUUAUUUUCCAGUUACUUCGUUUAUCCAUUUUGCGUGAUAAUGAUAAUCUCGACCACAACAUGGCCACCUGGCAUUGGCCAAUUCUUGGCUUCGGAUAUAUCAGGGGGUGCGCAAGUUAUUGGCUUGUUCAGCAACUUUUCCUGGACAGAAAAAAAUCACACUGUACAAGAACAAGAAGUGCUGAGACAUUGGACGACCAAGUGGACUGGAGUUUAUACCAGCCUUGUUGUAUAUUUCUGGUACCAGGUAUUACUUAGAGUGCUUUUAGAAUAACACUUGUGUUUCAUAAUAAUUGUCUUAUUUUGAUAUCAGACUUUUUUGCAUCGCACAUUUUCGUG